Messenger RNA from Toxorhynchites rutilus septentrionalis, 2296 nucleotides. RefSeq lists its product as uncharacterized. NCBI's taxonomy places the organism in Eukaryota, Metazoa, Arthropoda, Insecta, Diptera, Culicidae. Gene Ontology annotation, molecular function: DNA binding. Bases 293 to 1849 code for a protein of 518 amino acids. The transcript is spliced from 2 exons. The record is from RefSeq and is a predicted model, not a curated record. Gene Ontology annotation, cellular component: nucleus.
AAGGUACACUGGGGCAAGUGGAAUUUGGGGGUAAGUGGAUCAAAUAUAAAGUAAACAAAUAACAAAAAAUAUUUUGCUUUGUUUCCACACAACAUCUGCCAAACAAUCAAUAAACAUCUACUAAACGUACUUUUUAGUCGUUGUGAACCACCAGACGCAACCAAAUAUUGCUUUGUUUACAAUCGCAUUUCUGCAGCUGCGAUCAGAGUCGAUUACGCUGUCAGUAAAAUUACAUUUUCGACGAUCGGCAGUUCGGAAAACUGGUUACAUUUCACUACUAGCCACCGGAAGAAUGGUUCGCAAAUACAUUCGCAAGCGUUCUCCUGCUAAAUACAGUGGACAGGACUUGACAGAUGCGAUGGAUGAUGUAAAAAACGGCAAGAUGAAGAUAAAAGCGGCAGCAAAGCACUUCCGAAUCCCAUAUGCAACACUCUUCAAGCGAGUGAAAUGUCUGAGAGGCAUUAAAAGUAUAACGGGAGGCCGACCCACUGCUUUGCCGUUGAAGGUUGAAACACAGAUCGCCGACUGUAUCAAGAAAAUGGAUAAGUGGGGCUUUGGACUAUCCAAAGAGGAGACAAUUUUGGCAAUAGCAGAGUACGUAAAAGUUAACAAGCUUCAAACACCGUUUGUAAGCGGUGUUCCGGGAGACGAUUUUUUCCGGAAUUUUAAGCGCCGGCAUCAUCUAUCGCAAAAAAAGCCCCAAGCCGUUGAGGUCGCACGGAAACGAGGAGCUGAUCCUUUCGUGAUGACCGAAUACUUCAAGCUCCUAAAACAGGUGACCACGAACGUUCCUCCAGAGCAGAUAUAUAACAUCGAUGAGACUAGCUUCUGCCUCGAUCCGAGUCGGGUUAAGACUGUGGGAGAAACUGGAAGAGCUGCUCAUCGUGUCACGGGCGGUUCAGGAAAAGAAAAUUUUACUGUAUUGAUGGGAGGAAAUGCGGCUGGUGACAAAUUACCACCACUUAUUAUUUUCAAAGGAUCCAACGUAUGGAACAGCUGGAUGGCUAGUAAAUGUGAUGAAUUUCCUGGAAUAGUUUAUGCUGCAACCAAAAACGGCUGGAUGGAGACGGAUGUUUUCGCCAACUACUUCGAACGGUCCUUUCUGAGCGCUACCGCUGAGGGACAAUUGGUCCUACUUUACGAUGGCCAUGUAUCACAUGUUUCUCUUGCUCUCAUCCAAAAAGCAAUCGAGAAUAAUGUUGUGAUACUCAAACUUCCGCCCCACACAAGUCAUCUCUUGCAGCCUAUGGACCUGGCGGUGUUUAAACCAUUGAAGCAAGACUAUGACAAGUGCGUUAUCCAGUGGCAACGGAAUCACUAUGGGACGAAGCUGUCUAAAUCAGCUUUUUCAAACAUUAUCUCCAAAGUUUGGAGAUCAUUUGAUUCACAAAUAAUUAAAAAUGGGUUCCGCAAGGCCGGCGUAUACCCGUUUUCCGAUAAGGUGAUUCCGGAAGACAAAUACGAACCGAGAGCAUGGGCACGUUUCAUCGCAUCACAGCAAGCAGCUCAAACGUUAGAUGACAACACUGUUGAGAUCGUCGAAGGAUCGAAGAAGGCGCUUCCAAGAGUAACAAACACCAGAGAUGCAGCUUCAGCAACUUGUAAUUGCAUUGCUUCCUCAACAGGGAAUGACCAAAUGGAAAAUGAUAAUCCACAAAAUAAUUCUUUUGAAGCGAUUCUCCUUGACCAUGUGAAACAGAUUCCUGUUUCCAAAGCGCAGAGAAAAAAAGUUUGUCCUGGGGCAGAAGUUAUAACAUCGACUGAUGCCGUUGUGAAGCUGGAAACGAUCAAAUCGGUUAAAGAGGCGACACAGAAAGCAAAGCGUAAGAGAGCUUCGAAGAAAUCAUAACUGUGGUUAGCGAUGUACCUGCUAUUUUUAUCUAUUGACCUGAUUUUGAAGACUUGCGAAGCAAUAACGAUAUUUAUUGCAUUUUUUUUUUAUUUCCUUAAAUGCAUUGAUUAAUUAAUUUUGUAUUAUCAAAGAAUAAAAGAAAGUGAAUACAGUUUGUUUUAUUCAUUCCCAAACACCUUUUUAACAGAGUUUAACUUGUUGUAAACAUAAAAUUCCAGGUUUCCACUAACCCCCGUAUCAAGGGGUAAGUGGACUUUGGGGACUUGGAGAUUAUUUUUGGCCAAACUUAAAAUCUAGUUGAGGAAUUCAUUUUUCGGUUCCAUAUAUUAAUAGCUAAUCGGCUACAGUAGUGAUGUGUAUAAUUCGUUUUGAAAAAUAAUCAAAAACAGGAAAAAUAGGACACUUUAUUUUUGAAAUAAUGGUUUUUGGGGUUCCACUUGCCCC